GAGCAGAAGGAGCACAGGGUUGUCUGACUGUCUGCUGUUGGACAGGGUUGUUUUUGCUGUUGUCGUCUUUUCAGUUGAGUGUGACCAUUCAUUGAGUUUAUAGAAGAAGUGGAUUGAUGAGCAACAUGUGGGCUGGACGUCCACAGACAGAGCAGGUUCGUCCUGCUCUGGGGCCUGACUGCUAAGCAUGCUGGGUAAGGCUCCGCCCACUACCAGCAGCCUGAACCUGGUGAACGCUGAAGUUUCGGACCCCAACCCAGUCUCGGACGUACACGACGGUGUCAAGAUGGCUGACCUCGUGGAAAGCCUGGAUACCAGAGAGCUGGACAUAGGAGAGGGAGAGGAGAUUGACUAUGAUGGAAAUGCCGUUGGGGACUCUCGGAUCCCUUUUUCAGCGGUGUAUGCCACAGUGGGCUUCAAGGAGACCACAGCUAAGGUCUACCUCCCCGCCGUACCCAUAACCGCCAGGAUCCUGGAGGUGGAGAGGUUCACCACCGCACAGGACCGCUUCAACCUGUCGCACCACCGGAGCGUCAACAAGUCUUUGCCGGCGGUGUUUAAGAUCGAGCUCAAGCACGGUGAGUUUACCUGGGUGGUAAAGAGGAAGGAAAAACAUUUCAUGGAGCUGCACAGAGAACUGAGGACGUACAAGACCUUCAUGAGGAUACCGCUACCGUCACGGAGUCACACCGUGAGGAGAAGGACAGUGAGGAAGAGUGAGGUGAGGGAGAUGCCUUCACUGCCCAGAGGUGGAGGAGAUGAGCUAGUGCGAGAUGAGCAGGUGUCCAGCAGGAGGAGACAAUUAGAAGACUAUUUGAACAAGCUGCUGAGGAUGGCAAUGUACCGCAAAUAUCACCAUACUAUGGAGUUUAUUGACGUCAGCCAACUGUCGUUCAUUCAUGACUUGGGGCCCAAAGGACUUGAAGGGAUGAUCUAUAAGCGCUCAGGAGGACAUCGUAUUCCUGGCAUGAACUGCUGUGGGCACACCCAGGCCUGCUACCGCUGGUCCAAACGCUGGCUGGUGGUGAAGGACUCCUUCUUGCUGUACAUGAAGCCGGACUCAGGGGCGAUCUCCUUCGUCCUGUUGGUGGAUAAAGAGUUCAGCAUCAAGAUGGACUCGAAAGACACGGAGACCAAACACGGAGUUCGGAUCGACAGUCUGUCCAGGACUCUGGUGUUUAAGUGCAGCAGCUACAGACACGCCCGUUGGUGGGGUCAGAGCAUCGAGAGCUUUGUGAGGAAUCAUGGGAAGGCUUUUCUCAGAGAUCACCGCUUCAGCUCCUUUGCACAGGAACAGGAAAACAUCUCCGCCAAAUGGUACGUGAAUGGUAAGACGUACAUGGAAGAUGUGGCCGAUGCUUUGGAGGAAGCUAAAGAGGAAAUCUUUAUCACUGACUGGUGGCUGAGUCCAGAAAUCUUCCUGAAGAGACCUGUGGUGGAAGGCAACAGAUGGAGGCUCGACUGUAUCCUUAAACGCAAAGCACAACAAGGAGUACACAUCUUUGUGAUGUUGUAUAAGGAGGUGGAACUUGCCCUGGGCAUCAACUCAGGCUAUAGCAAGAGGACUCUGAUGCACCUGCACCCCAACAUCAAGGUGAUGCGUCACCCGGACCACGUCUCCUCCUCUGUCUAUCUGUGGGCACAUCACGAGAAGAUUGUUGUCAUUGACCAAUCAGUGGCAUUUGUGGGUGGGAUCGACUUGGCGUACGGUCGAUGGGAUGACAGAGAGCACCGGUUGACGGAUGUGGGCAGCGUGACGCGAUCUGUGGCUCUGGAGCAGGCCGGCUUCACCAAUACUCCGUCCAGUAAGGGUGUGUCCUCUGCAGAUGGUGUUUCCCAGAGCAACGGGCGAGGAACACCACCCAGCGACCCAGUGGAAUUACCCAAACUGAAGGGCAUCGGACGCAGCAGGAAGGCCCGCUUCAGCCUGUACAGACACCUGCACAAACACACUCUGCAGCACGCGGACAGCGUCAGCAGCGUGGACAGUGCAGGGAGUGGGUCAGUGAAAAGCCUGAAGACCGGAGUGGGAGAGUUACAGGGCAACACACGCUUCUGGCACGGAAAAGAUUACUGCAACUUCGUCUACAAGGACUGGAUCCAACUGGAGAAACCUUUUGACGACUUCAUCGACAGGUACACCACUCCCAGAAUGCCUUGGCAUGACAUUGCCUCAGUGGUUCAUGGGAGGGCGGCCCGGGAUGUGGCCAGACACUUCAUUCAGCGCUGGAACUUCACUAAGAUUAUGAAGCCAAAGUAUCGCUCCCUGUCGUACCCAUUCCUCCUCCCCAAGUCCCACUCCAGCACCAGUGAACUCAGAUACCAAGUCCCCGACUCUGUUAACGCCAAAGUGCAGGUGUUGCGCUCCGCUGCAGACUGGUCUGCAGGAAUUAAAUACCAUGAAGAGUCCAUCCAUAAUGCCUACAUCCAGGUCAUCGCCAAGAGCAAACACUACAUCUACAUCGAGAACCAGUUCUUCAUCACUUGUGCCGACAACAGGACAGUCCACAACAAGAUCGGUGACGCCAUCAUCGAAAGGAUCAUCAGAGCGCACAAGGAAGGUAAAAAGUUCCGUGUCUAUGUGGUCACGCCGCUGCUUCCCGGCUUUGAGGGCGACAUCACCACAGGCGGAGGGAAUGCCAUCCAGGCCGUCAUGCACUUCAACUACAGGACUAUGAUCAGAGGAGAACACUCGAUUAUCUCCCAGUUGAAGAAAGAGAUGGACGACCAGUGGAUGAACUACAUCUCCUUCGCCGGUCUGCGAACCCACGCCGAGCUGGAGGGACGGCUGGUCACAGAACUCAUCUACGUCCACAGCAAGAUGCUCAUCGCCGACGACAACACAGUCAUCAUCGGUUCUGCUAACAUCAACGACAGGAGCAUGCUGGGUAAACGUGACAGCGAGGUGGCAGUGAUCGUUGAGGACUCUGAGAAGGUUGCUGCGGUGAUGGAUGGACAGGAGUACGAGGCCGGACCGUACGCCCUUCAUCUACGCCUCGAAUGCUUCAGGACGAUCCUCGGAGGGCACACUGACAGUAGUAUUGACCUGGCUGACCCCAUCAGUGACCGUUUCUAUAAAGAGGUGUGGAUGACCACAGCCGGCCGCAACGCCACCAUUUAUGAGAAGGUGUUCCGGUGCCUGCCGUCGUCCUUGGUCAGGAACAUGUCGGAGCUGGAGCAGUACCAGUCCAAGCCGGGUUUGGCUCAGACCGACGUGACCAGAGCACAGGAAGAGCUGCGCAAAAUCCGAGGCUUCCUGGUCCAGUUUCCUCUGGACUUCCUGUCUGAGCACAACCUCAUGCCGUCUGUCGGAACAAAGGAGGCCAUGGUCCCCACUGAGAUCUGGACAUAAGGACCCCCUCCCACCACGAAUACGUCUGCUGAAUAUCUUAAGUGAAGUCUCUGGUUUGUAAUCAUCAUGUAAAGUGUAUUUCCAAAAAACAGGAACUUUGAUCGAUGUAAUCCAGAGACGAGAACCGGGCAUUGACAAACCUCUCAGAACUGUCUCUGUGUAUUAUUAUUAUUGGAUGUAUGAAGAAGACACACAGACAAAAAUGCACUCGACUGCACUCAGACUGUGGGAAAAAAAAAACAAACAAAAAAGGCACAUGAACUUGGAUUUUAUGGGAAUCAAACUUUUGGAUUUGAGAUCUUCAGACUGUGGGAAAUAUUGAUCAGAAAGUGAAGAUUGAUGAGGGACCACGGAGAAGCUGGAGAAACGCUGGGGGAAAAUUCAACUUUUGGUUGAAGAAUAAUCACAGAAUAAUAAAAAAAAGAGUUAUGCAUGUGAUUUACUGAGUUUGUGAUGUACAGUAUGCUUGUAAGGUACAUUAGUGCUAUGUACCGUCAGCCUGUCAGUCAGUUGUUGAGCGUGCAUUCUGUAUGUGCUGCUCUCUGCAAGUUCUCUGAGAUUAAAGUGAUUUACAGUAUAUAU
Molecule: messenger RNA, 3934 nt
Organism: Sphaeramia orbicularis (orbiculate cardinalfish)
Lineage: Eukaryota; Metazoa; Chordata; Actinopteri; Kurtiformes; Apogonidae
Gene: pld1a
Product: phospholipase D1a
Exons: 26
Coding region: 188-3352 (1054 amino acids)
Biological process (GO): phospholipid catabolic process; regulation of vesicle-mediated transport; regulation of microvillus assembly
Cellular component (GO): intracellular membrane-bounded organelle; plasma membrane region
Molecular function (GO): D-type glycerophospholipase activity; phosphatidylinositol binding
Source: RefSeq, a predicted model, not a curated record